Molecule: messenger RNA, 801 nt
Organism: Emiliania huxleyi CCMP1516
Lineage: Eukaryota; Haptophyta; Isochrysidales; Noelaerhabdaceae
Exons: 1
Coding region: 1-801 (266 amino acids)
Biological process (GO): vacuolar proton-transporting V-type ATPase complex assembly
Cellular component (GO): extrinsic component of endoplasmic reticulum membrane
Source: RefSeq, a predicted model, not a curated record
AUGACAGCAAAGCAGGAGCAAAAGGACACGGCGCUGAUCGCGCACCUCGAGGCCUACGAGGAGUUCCUGACCAGCCAGCUCGAGCUGCAGACCGUGCUCCGCGAGGGGUUCUUUGGACUCGCAAAGGCUCGGCGCGACCUCUCCCGCUCGCGCAACACAGGGACUCCGAGUGUGGGCGCGCUGCAGUUUCCAGAGGAGAUUGAGGCGACCGCACGAGUCGCUCAGGUCGCGGAUGCGGACACGGGCCGCGUCGAGCUGCGCAUCGUGCGCCGCGCUCCCGGUGCGGCAGCGCCGUCGUGCAGCAAAGCGACUGUUGGCGGCGGUGCGGCCGGUGCGGCCGAGCAGGCUGCAGCCCACGAGGCGCAGCUGGAGCAGCUGGGCGUCGCCGGGGAGCUGCGCAGCGAGAUUGCCAGCGCGCUGAGCGGCGGCGACGGCGUCGGCAUGACGUGUGGCGAUAGUCUCGUGGUCGAGGGUCCCGACGGCGGCGCACGUCUCUGCUCGCUCUCCUCGCCGAUCAGCAUGGCGCCGUCCGGCAUUCAGUCGCUCAAGGACGCGCGAUUUGCGAGCCUAGUGAACGACGCCGGCGCCGAGGCGGCCGAGACGACUCGGGCCGCUUCUCAACGGCCAAGCGCCGCAGGAGAUCCCGUGCGUUGGUUCUCGGUGAUGCCACCGCCCUCGCUCCGCAAGUCGCAGGCCUCUUUCCAGCGGUCCCUCGAGCUGAUGGUGCACCUCGCUAAUCUGAACGCGCGCAUGGAGGCAGAGUCCGCUCGGUACGACGCGGCUAUUGUGUCGAGCUCCUAG